Lampris incognitus (smalleye Pacific opah) is the source of this 1110-nucleotide messenger RNA. RefSeq names its product G protein-coupled receptor 142 (gene gpr142). NCBI's taxonomy places the organism in Eukaryota, Metazoa, Chordata, Actinopteri, Lampriformes, Lampridae. Gene Ontology annotation, biological process: G protein-coupled receptor signaling pathway. The record is from RefSeq and is a predicted model, not a curated record. The coding region runs from base 13 to 1110 and encodes 365 amino acids. Gene Ontology annotation, cellular component: membrane. The transcript has 2 exons. Gene Ontology annotation, molecular function: G protein-coupled receptor activity.
AGCAGCGGCGCCAUGUUUGACUGGCUCAAUGUGACGGUGGCCGGCCACCAAGAGCAGGGCCUGAAACCCGAGGAGCCGCAGAGGUCUAAAUGCGUCCUGGGCUUCAUCCCUGUGAUUUACUACAGCGCUCUCCUCUGUGUGGGAGUACCAGUGAACAUUUUGACAGCGGUGGCCCUGUCCAGACUGGCGCUGCGCACUAAGAAGGCUCUGUACUAUUACCUGCUGGCGGUGACAGGCUCAGAUAUUCUCACCCAGCUCUUCAUCAUCUUUGUGGGUUUCCUGCUGGAGACAGCAGUGUUUCACCGGGAAGUCCCUACUCUCCUGCUUCACUCUGUCAGCGCCGCCGAGUUCGCCGCAAACCACGCCUCAAUCUGGUCCACUGUGCCCCUGACCGUGGACCGCUACGUGGCGUUGUGCCAUCCUCUCCUCCACCGACAGAUCAGCUACCCAGCACGGGCCAGGAAGAUCAUCAUGGUGGUCUUAGUGUUGUCACUGGCAUCAGGCGUGCCCUUCUUCUGGUGGUCGGACAUGUGGCGGAACAGCAAGCCGGCCACAGCGCUGGAUGCGGUGCUCAUAUGGACACAUGUGACUAUCAUCUACUUCCUGCCAUGCAGCAUCUUCCUGGUGCUGAACUCUCUGAUCAUCUAUACACUCAGGGUGAGGCAGAAGCAGCAGUGCUGCCAGGAGGAGUGCGGGCCCCAGUCAGCCCCUCGGCGGAAACUGGGUAAAACCACGGCCAUGCUGCUGGCCAUCACCUCUGUGUUUUCCGUGCUGUGGGCUCCAAGGACCAUUGUAGUCAUCUGCCACCUGUACGUGGCCUCGGUGCACGACGACUGGCGGGUCCACCUGGCCUACGACCUGUCCAACAUGCUGGCCAUGCUCAACACGGCCGUCAACUUCUUUCUCUACUGCUUCGUCAGCAGACCCUUCCGUGACGCCGUGCGGGACGUCCUGCUGGUGAAAGGCGGUCCGCUGCAUCCUCAGCGUGCCCUGCGGCAACAGCAGGCCCCUGCCAAUGCCUCCCUGUCCUCAUUGUACAGCGGGAAUAACAAGCGCUCCCAGCGGGACUGCACACCACUGCCGCCUCGCAGGGCCGGCAAGAUCAUGUGA